CCUGUUACCAGCAGGAUGCCUUAUUUUGCAAAACUGCUUUUAUUAAUCUUCUGCUUAGUUCUUCUUGUGGAAAGCAGAAAGCACAGGAGGAGGAGGUGGACAAGCCAGCUGGAUGUGCAGAGGGCAAGUCACAUCUACAAAAGGAACCAUGACAUGACCAAAACCUGGAAAGGAAAGACAGAGCAGCUUCUCAGAGUCGAUGACCACGACUUCACCAUGCGGCCAGCUUUUGGAGGCCCUGCGAUUCCUGUUGGGGUGGAUGUGCAAGUUGAAAGCUUGGAUAGCAUUUCUGAGGUUGACAUGGAUUUCACUAUGACUCUGUACUUAAGACACUACUGGAAGGAUGAGCGUCUCUCAUUUCCCAGCACCACCAACAAGAGCAUGACCUUUGAUGGCAGGCUGGUGAAGAAGAUCUGGGUCCCUGAUGUCUUCUUUGUGCAUUCCAAAAGGUCCUUCAUUCACGAUACUACCACGGACAACAUCAUGCUGCGUGUGUUCCCUGAUGGUCAUGUCCUCUACAGCAUGAGGAUCACAGUGACAGCAAUGUGCAACAUGGACUUCAGCCGCUUCCCCUUGGACUCUCAGACGUGCUCUCUGGAGCUGGAAAGCUAUGCUUACACUGAUGAAGAUCUGAUGCUGUAUUGGAAAAAUGGGAAUGAAUCUCUGAAAACUGAUGAAAAGAUUUCUUUGUCUCAGUUUUUGAUACAAAAAUUCCACACUACAUCAAGACUGGCUUUCUACAGUAGCACAGGGUGGUACAAUCGCCUCUAUAUUAACUUCACUUUACGCAGACACAUCUUCUUCUUCUUGCUCCAAACCUACUUCCCUGCCACCCUCAUGGUCAUGUUGUCCUGGGUGUCCUUCUGGAUCGACCGACGAGCAGUUCCUGCCAGAGUCUCUUUGGGCAUAACCACUGUGCUGACCAUGUCCACAAUCAUCACUGGGGUGAAUGCCUCCAUGCCUCGUGUUUCCUACAUCAAAGCAGUAGACAUCUACCUGUGGGUCAGUUUUGUGUUUGUCUUCCUCUCGGUGCUGGAAUACGCGGCUGUGAAUUACCUGACUACAGUGCAGGAGCGGAAGGAGAGGAAACUGCGGGACAAGUUUCCAUGUACGUGUGGAAUACCUCAUGCAAAAACUAUGAUGCUGGAUGGAAACUACAGUGAAUCUGAUGCCAACAGCCUGGCAGGAUAUACAAGAAACCAGAUGGCCCCAGAGGAAGAAAAACAAGAAAAGAUGGUUGUGCACUUAACUAUGAGCAAUGAAUCUAAUUCAUCAAGGAAGAGAGGCCUGAAGGGCCAUGUGGGCUUGCGCAUAAUCCAGAACACUCAUGCAAUUGAUAAAUACUCAAGAUUAAUAUUUCCAGGCACCUAUAUAUUUUUCAAUCUGAUAUAUUGGUCUGUCUUUAGCUAA
Messenger RNA from Melopsittacus undulatus (budgerigar), 1410 nucleotides. Its product is annotated as gamma-aminobutyric acid receptor subunit rho-2. Lineage: Eukaryota; Metazoa; Chordata; Aves; Psittaciformes; Psittaculidae. Gene Ontology annotation, biological process: chemical synaptic transmission; regulation of membrane potential; nervous system process. The transcript is spliced from 9 exons. Gene Ontology annotation, cellular component: neuron projection; GABA-A receptor complex; plasma membrane. Gene Ontology annotation, molecular function: GABA-A receptor activity; neurotransmitter receptor activity; chloride channel activity. The record is from RefSeq and is a predicted model, not a curated record. The coding region runs from base 16 to 1410 and encodes 464 amino acids.